AUGGACAAUAGAAGCUACUCGAACCUGCCAGACAAACUUUCUGUCUUCUCUGAAUCUGCCCAUUUGCCACUGUCCAGAUCCUUGUACCUGGACCCCCUGGUCACUCUCCAUCUCUAUCCUGAGUCCCAGGGGCCCUCACCUUACCCAGAGGAGUUGCCAUUACUGCCCUUUUCCAGUGACUCCCUGAUCAUGGAGAAUUAUUGUGACCCCUGCCCUUUCCCCUUCCCAAUGCCUUAUCCCAGUUACAGAAGGUGUGACUACUCCUACGGGCCCGCCUUCAUCCGGAAAAGGAACGAGCGGGAGAGGCAGCGGGUCAAGUGUGUCAAUGAAGGCUACGCCCAGCUGCGACAUCACCUGCCGGAGGAGUAUCUGGAGAAGCGGCUCAGCAAAGUGGAAACCCUCCGGGCUGCAAUCAAGUACAUUAACCACCUGCAGUCUCUCCUCUACCCAGAAGCCGAGGCGAAGAAUCGCCCCGGGGCUGCCUCUUCCUUAAUGGCCACCUCCAGCCAUCACACCGACCCUCUUUUUAGAAUCAUUUGA
Perognathus longimembris pacificus (Pacific pocket mouse) is the source of this 540-nucleotide messenger RNA. It is a transcript of the gene Ascl3, whose product is annotated as achaete-scute family bHLH transcription factor 3. Bases 1 to 540 code for a protein of 179 amino acids. NCBI's taxonomy places the organism in Eukaryota, Metazoa, Chordata, Mammalia, Rodentia, Heteromyidae. The transcript has a single exon. The record is from RefSeq and is a predicted model, not a curated record. Gene Ontology annotation, biological process: regulation of transcription by RNA polymerase II; developmental process. Gene Ontology annotation, molecular function: RNA polymerase II transcription regulatory region sequence-specific DNA binding; protein dimerization activity; DNA-binding transcription factor activity, RNA polymerase II-specific.